AUAAUUUCAAGCAACGUUCAAUCAGAAUACAAAUAUUUGUUGGUAAUUGAUUACGGUCAUGGAAGAUCAUCGAAAGUUGCGGCUACCUGAUUCUCACGUUUCAGAGUUUUAUGAUUACGACGAUGGUGUGUUGUUGAUGGGAAAGGGGCUUUACAGAAGAAGAUACGGCGACAUGGGUGACAAUCACCACAGAAUCCAAGAAAAGGCGAGGAAGAUGGGGAAAUCGCUGGAUCCAAGGUUGACUGUGGUGUUUGAGUUUUUCCGAGAGCUAUACGUCCGGAGGAAGGAAUUGUUGAAGAACAUAUUUCCGGAAGAUCACCAUGAGUUUGGAGAGCUUCUCGAUAAAAUCACGGAGGAGUUGUUUCGACGUUCUCGAGUCAGGACGAGUGAAGUAAAGGUUAGAGGCUUGCGGAGGAGUUUGAGUAUUGGCUCGCCGCGGGAGCUAAAGGGAAAAGGCGACGAGCCGACGGUUAAAAUUGGGGACGACAAAGGCGGCGAGCCGUCAUUGAGGCUCCAUAGAUUCAAGAUUCGGACGGUUAAAGUUGGGGACGACGAAGGCGGUAGCACUGGCCAGGGCGAAACCAAACCAACUGGGUCCAAAUAGCGGUUUUCUUUUUCUUUUCUUUUCUUUUUUUUUUUUCUUUCAAUUAAAGUGAAAAAUAAGACAUUGUAAAUGUGUCCUCUUAUUUUUUGAUAAAAUAUAAUUAAAUAUUUUUC
Messenger RNA from Rubroshorea leprosula, 717 nucleotides. NCBI's taxonomy places the organism in Eukaryota, Viridiplantae, Streptophyta, Magnoliopsida, Malvales, Dipterocarpaceae. The record is from the annotation of a GenBank genome assembly.